AUGUCUCUGCUUCAAGAAGAAAAUGAGGAAGAUCCCAGCUUCAUCUCCGAGUUUGUCAGAUGGGGAAGUUUCAAUGACAUGUUACUAGAACCAGUGAAAGUCAACGAAAAGUUUAUCCCAGAUACUUUCUUAAAGCAUCCUUCAUGUACAAAAAAUGCGUCACUGUUAAUAACAGAUGCAGAAGAAAAUGAAACUACAUUUCUAAUCAGACCUUUUGUAAGACAGCAUUAUUUGACUGACUUUUCAUAUUCUCAAGCUAAAUUAAUUUGUAACUUCUCACAGCAAUACAACUGGGGUUAUCUGGACAGUGAAAUCCUUUCUGAGUUCCUGCAUAGAGAGGUGUGUAUUCCAAGGAGCAGUACCAAAAAGGUGGUACUUAAUGUAAUGCCAAAAAUGCUAAAUGUGCUUAAAGUAGUAAAUACACAGGAUCCCCGAUUCAGCUCUGAGUUAGUCAUCUCUGGAAGUUACAAUGACAAGCUGCAGGUGUCUGAGCCAGAUGAAUUUGAUUUUCUAGUACCACUAAAGGAUUUUCCAAAAAUUAUCCCACCAUGUUUACCAGAACAUCUUGCAAAGAGCGAUACUGUACCACUGGUUGUUUUCCCACUGAAAGCUGAAACAGCCAGUCCUUUUUCUUGGGAAGCAGAAGAUGUAUCUGACCCAUUACGUGCAAACGAAUAUCUCGUAAACCCUAUUAAGGUUAUGUGCAUUUUUAAGAAGUAUGUACAAACAGCUGUGCAGCAUCUGGAACUGACAGAUAACAUUACAGUUUGUAAGCACUAUCAAGGUACACCAGCUUUGACUCUUAUCGUGCAACAAGGUAACACCAAGACAAAAGUUGAUCUUGUGCCGUUCGUCAAAGAUCCAUAUAACUACUGGCACUUAGCAUGGCCUAGGGAAGGAUCCAAGUGGCCAUCUGCUGAAAAGAUUGAGGAAUGCAAAAUGAUGGGUGUGGACCUUGUAGCCAAGAAUACUGUAUUCUGGAGAUAUUCCUUUUCCCGAAUUGAAAAUUUCCUGCUUGAAAGUAUUGAUGCUGAUGGUGGCUGCAGAAAAGACAGCCUGCGUAUCCUUAAAAAGAUUCAGAUCGAUCACUGGGAAUUACAAUACAAGAAGGUGUUGGCAUCCUAUCAUCUAAAGCUGACCUUAUUUUGGGCAUGUGAAAAACACCCAAACUCCAGCUCUUGGAGUGAUCUUGCCAUGUCCUUCAGAAGGUUGGUGGAUUGCCUCAUCGGCCAUUUAUCGAAGAUGCAUCUUCCCCACUAUUUCGUAGAUGAGGUCAACAUGUUCAGAACUGAUAAUGACAGCAAAGUAAAGCUCCAAGAGUUAUGUGAAGAAGUGAAGAAGCUAAAGAGAAACCCAAAAUACUAUCUAAGUACAGAAGCCUAAUGUCAGUUGCACUGUUAUAAUGUUCGAAGCAGAAGGGUUCUAGGAUAAAGUUAUUCAGGAAAUAAAGGCCUUACACCAAAGAGACAGGAAGAACUGACUAUCUGAUUACAUACUGCGAUAACAAAAUAUUUAGUUGAAUAAAAUUAUGGUCUAAGCUGCAUGCUGAGUUUUCUGUUCUAAUUGUUGCAACAGAAGUUGUAUUACUAGAAGCAACCACUGAUCUGCAAAUAUUUUACUUUUGCAAAAGUAUAUUAGUAAUUCAGUGAGAAGUGUAGAUUACAGAAUGGAGUACAAUGAUGCAGAGUGCUCAGUUCUAAACUGAACGUUACUCAUCGACACAUACGAAAACAAGCACUAAAGCUAAAUUAGGCUAUAUGACCCAUCAAAUGUAUGUAUUCCUCACAUUUGCCAUCACAUCAGCACCAGAAUUAAAUUCAGCAGAGCUUCUUGUUACUUUCCUGAAAAUAAACACAAAUAGUGAAUAUGUAUUAAUGUCUGUUACAUUGCUCCUGGCGACAAUACUACUUACUGGAAGAUAUAGGUUCAUAGGUUAGUACUAGGCUAACUUCCCUUAUGGGCCAUUUUUUUAAGCCUAGCCAAUUACUAAAUGUCAGAAUCAAACCCUGCACCUUGUGUUUCUAAGGUAAGCACCUUAACCAUUACGCCAACCUUGGAUAUCCUCAACAGUUCCACAAGAAAAAAAACUUCCAGUUGAUGUCAGUAUCAGUUAGUUGGACAUAACUUCUAACUCCCCUACAUCUAGCAUGAACUUAUACUACAACUAAUUAACAGUCCCACACAUUAUAGCAAGACAUUGAAUUCCUUAUUAGAUAGGAUCCUAGUAUCAGACCCUAGCAAAUUCACCACCACAGGUACAAUGUCAGACUCUCUCAGUGACCAUC
Protopterus annectens (West African lungfish) is the source of this 2285-nucleotide messenger RNA. Its product is annotated as protein mab-21-like 3. The transcript is spliced from 4 exons. The record is from RefSeq and is a predicted model, not a curated record. Bases 1 to 1383 code for a protein of 460 amino acids. NCBI's taxonomy places the organism in Eukaryota, Metazoa, Chordata, Ceratodontiformes, Protopteridae.